CUCUCUCUGCGACUUCUCCUUUCUCUCUCUAACCUCUGCUCAACAUAUAACGGCUUAUUCUCUCUCUCUACCCCUCCCUCUCUCUCUACAGCUUUCUCUCUCUAGACCUUUCGUCUCGGAGCACCGGAAUCCGCACCUGCUGUUCCUCCUCGAAGAUCUCUCUCUCUCUCGCGCGCGCACGACCCCAGCUCCCCCCCCUAAGCACGUGCUGCCAUUCCCAUCGCAGGAUGGUGGUGAAGAUGAUGCGGCGGUGGCGGCCGUGGCCGCCCCUGGCGGCGAGGAAGUACGAGGCCCGGCUGGUGGUGGAGCGGCUCGAGGGCUGCGAUCCGGCGCCGGAGGCUGGCGGCGGGGGCGGGGGCGGGGGCGGGAUGAUGGCGGUGGAGGUCCGGUGGAAGGGGCCGAAGCUGGCCCUGAUGGUGAUGCGCCGCAAUGCCGUGAAGAGGAACUUCACGAGGGAGGAGCGCGCGGGGGAGGGCGGGGUGGUGCUGUGGAACGAGGAGUUCGCGAGCGUGUGCACCCUCUCGGCCUACAAGGAGAACGCGUUUCAUCCCUGGGAGAUCGCCUUCACCGUCUUCCACGGCUUGAACCAAGGAUUGAAGAACAAAGUUCCGAUCGUUGGAGUGGCAUCGCUAAAUCUCUCAGAAUUCGCUUCUGCUGUGGAACAAAAGGAAUUUCAGCUGAGUAUUCCUCUCACACUCCCUGGUGUUUCCACGGAUUCUCCACCGCUGCUGUCUAUAUCUCUCAAUUUAGUGGAGCUGAGAACCUCUCAGGAAGCUGCAAACCCGAUCGACAGAUCAAUAGUGCCUAGUCAAUCUCCACAGCAGUGUGGGGAAGCUGUUUCAGCCGAAAAAGAUGAACUUUCUGCCCUCAAAGCGGGUCUUAAGAAGGUGAAGUUAUUUACUGAUUACAUGGCUGCCAGGAGAGCCAAAAAGGUUUGUCUUGAUGAAGAGGGCAGCGAUGGAAAGUGUUCUGCCAAGAGUGAAGAUGGAGAGUACACUUAUCCACUUGAUUCUGACUCCCCUGAUGAUACUGAGGAAGAGGAAUCGGAUGAAGGCAAGGAAAACUCCAACAUUAGAAAGUCAUGUAGCUAUGGAACACUAGCCUAUGCAAAUUGUGCGGGAGGCUCCUUUUACUCCAAUGCAAGAAUUUCUGGUGAAAUUGAAGAUUGGAUCUAUUAUAGUCAUCGAAAAUCUGAUGUGGGUUGCUCAAAUAUCGAGGAUCCUUUUGCUUCAGUCUCUGAACAAUCACAGCCACAAGGUUCAAAGCGACGCAUACUGUCCUGGCGGAAGAGGAAGCUGAGCUUCAGGUCUCCCAAGGCAAAGGGGGAGCCCUUGUUGAAGAAGGCAUAUGCAGAGGAAGGCGGGGAUGACAUUGAUUACGAUCGUCGCCAGCUUAGCUCAGAUGAAUCUCUCUCUUUGGGGUGGAGUAAGACUGAAGAAGAUUCUUCCGCAAAUCGGUCAUCGGUGUCUGAAUUUGGAGAUGAUUUUUUUGCCGUUGGCAGUUGGGAGAGAAAGGAGGUUGUAAGCCGUGAUGGACUCAUGAAGCUUCAAACACAAGUCUUCUUUGCUUCCAUUGACCAGCGAAGCGAGCGUGCCGCCGGUGAAAGUGCAUGCACCGCCCUUGUUGCUGUAAUUGCUGAUUGGUUCCAAGCAAAUCGUGAUUUGAUGCCAAUUAAGUCCCAGUUUGACAGUCUCAUCAGAGAUGGAUCGUUAGAGUGGAGGAAUCUGUGCGAUAAUGAAGCAUAUAGGGAACGAUUUCCUGAUAAGCACUUUGAUCUUGAUACAGUUCUUCAGGCCAAGAUCCGUCCUCUUUCCGUUGUUCCUGAGAAGUCGUUUAUCGGGUUUUUCCAUCCAGAGGGUAUGGAUGAAGGAAGGUUCGACUUUCUACAUGGUGCUAUGUCCUUCGAUAACAUUUGGGAUGAGGUUAGUCGUGCUGGAUCAGAUGGUCCUAGUAAUGGUGAACCCCAACUUUAUAUUGUCAGCUGGAACGACCACUUCUUCAUCCUCAAGGUUGAACCAGAAGCAUACUAUAUAAUUGACACGCUUGGUGAGAGGCUGUAUGAGGGUUGCAGUCAGGCCUACAUCUUGAAAUUUGACUGCAGUACAACUAUUCACAAGCUGCUAAACACGGUUCAACCAACCGAGGACAAAAGUGCUACUGAUCAGAACAAUCAGCAAACUGACCAGGUCAAUCCCAAGGAAGAGGGUCCUGUGGCGGAAGGGGCUGUGAUUCUCAAGCCCGAAGAGCAGACCAAGACUAAGGAGGCAGAGGAAAUCGUCUGUCAGGGUAAGGAGUCAUGUAAAGAGUAUAUCAAGAGCUUCUUGGCUUCGAUUCCUCUUCGGGAGUUGCAAGUUGAUAUAAAGAAAGGCUUAAUGGCAUCAACUCCCCUUCACCACCGAUUACAGAUUGAAUUCCAUUACACGCGGUUUUUGCAACCACUGACCGUGACUACAUCGUCCGCCGAGGUCACAGCAGCUGUGCCGCAAGCUGUUGAAGGUGCAACUGCAGAAGCAGCCUGCCCCGGUGCUUCCUGUGAAUAGUUGAACGGAUAAUUACUGACAUGUUUUAAGUUGUCGAGGGUGUUGCAUGAUUAACCAUGGGAAUCUAAUUUGAGGUCGUGCUUGGUGUAUAGAGGAUGUCUGUUUUAACUCUCGCCCAGAAAUGAGAAGUUUAAGAUUUCCAA
Syzygium oleosum is the source of this 2683-nucleotide messenger RNA. RefSeq lists its product as uncharacterized. Bases 228 to 2540 code for a protein of 770 amino acids. The record is from RefSeq and is a predicted model, not a curated record. NCBI's taxonomy places the organism in Eukaryota, Viridiplantae, Streptophyta, Magnoliopsida, Myrtales, Myrtaceae. The transcript has 4 exons.